GACUGGGAGCUGCGUUUUCUCGGUAGUUGUUUUGGUUUAAUGAUCGCGCUGUUGUUAAUAAUUUGACAAAUGUGUUCGACUAUGAGCUUUAUUUGAUAAUAUGGUGAUGUAUCUUUUUUUUUGGGUGCGUACAUUUUAACUUUGCUUUUGUAAACUCUAAAACCGAGAGGGCUGCUGUUAUGAACGCGAUUGCACAGAGGUUGGGCUGGGGUCUGCAUGCGGCUGGAGCUCGACUGCGCCACCCCCUGGCCUCCCCCCCUGCCCGCCGUCACCUCUGGGCCUGGCUGAACGCGGUGUUCAACAAGGUGGAUCAUGAGCGAAUCCUGGAGGCGGGUCCCGACCGCGCUGCCUCCGAGUGGCUCCUGCGGUGUGGCGCUCACGUGCGCUACCGCGACUCGGAGCGCUGGCAGCAGGACUACAACGGGCUUCCGGCUGGAACGCGUGACCGGUACCGCAUUGAAGCCAUCAACGCCACCGACUCCUGCAUCAUGGAGACUGGCUUCGACUACCUGGACGGCCUGCAGCACGUGCAGCAAAUCCACCUGGAGCGCUGCGUCUACAUCGGCGACUCGACGCUGGAGCGCCUGAGCCGCACCGACAGCCUGGUGGCCUCCCUGCGCGACCUGCGGGUCGUGUCGUGCGGGAACGUCUCAGACCUCGGGGUCAUCUCCCUGCAGGGGCUCCGGAACCUGCAGACCCUGCUGCUGAGAGACCUCCCUGCUGUGAAAAACAAAGACAGCACCGUGGAGACACUGCAAAAGUCCCUGCCAGCCUGCGUCAUCACCGUCGACCUGCCCUGACUCUCCUUUUAAGCGUUGUUUGGAUUAGCCAUCGUUAGGGAUCAGCCACUUCUCAAGCUCGACAGAGGAGUGUGCCAGAACCGUGGCAAGGUACGGUGGGUGAUGGGGAGGUUAGGGGCUCAUGACUUGGCAGCAGCAGUUGAACGAAAACCGUUUUCCUUUUGCGUGUUGAGACGUUGAGAAUUACAAAUGAGUUGUGCAGCAAAACGAUUGAGAAAUGUGGAGCUGAUACAGUAAAACUCUAAAGAAAAGCGGCACAGAUUAACUGGUACAGGCAUUGCUUAGCUGCACAUGUGGUCGACUAAUAAUUAUCUGCACUUUAUACCCGACUGAUUAAACGGUCGGACCCUGGCUCUUCUAUGAUCGUCACUUUACACGCUCCAGUUUGCAUUAUUCAUAAAUCCGUCAGCGACGUAAACUUGCAAUUCUCUCAUGAGUUUUGGUUGAUCACCCGGUGCGAUCUGUUUGUGUCGAAAAUUUAUGGGCUCAGCUGGAGAUAAAAUGAGCUAAGGUUGUGAAACGCGCAGUGUGUGUUUAGAAGCAUUGGAAGUAAAUUAAUGUGCAGGGCGUGAGUGUUUUACAAAAAUAGACGGGUGCGUCCAAGUCUCUUGUGUCAGCACUGUCAUGUACUGCAUUCAUUUUUUGGGGUACAAGUUAACCUUGGGAGCUUAAGCCACUGCACUGGUUCCAUUUAGGCACAUCCAUAUUGCAAGUUACUUUUGAGUUGAAGCUUUGGCAGUGCCGGUCAAAAACAUUUUAAAACUCACAGCGUGAUAGAUUUUUUAAAAAGAGACAAUAUAAAAUAAGCUUGGCCAGCAGGAGACAUUGAUACAAAAUAUAUAUUAAAUGCAGACCUGAUUCCGACAAAUACUAAUAAUGAGACUCGAACAAAUUACCAUCGGUGGCCUUGCUCUGCCAUGUGGAAGGAGCAGUAAGCAGAGGUCUGUCCACACAAGAGGAGGACUGACGGUGUGACGGGAGGACUUACAUGAGAAAAAACCUAGGUCUACAGGAAGUGAUGGCCUGUGACAAAAAGAGUGGAAGAAGCUGAAGAGAUUCAUCCAGCCUCAUCGCCAGCUGCCACGUGGGGACGGAAGAGAAGAG
Messenger RNA from Lethenteron reissneri (Far Eastern brook lamprey), 1904 nucleotides. It is a transcript of the gene DMAC2L, whose product is annotated as distal membrane arm assembly component 2 like. The record is from RefSeq and is a predicted model, not a curated record. NCBI's taxonomy places the organism in Eukaryota, Metazoa, Chordata, Hyperoartia, Petromyzontiformes, Petromyzontidae.